Molecule: messenger RNA, 1451 nt
Organism: Osmerus eperlanus (European smelt)
Lineage: Eukaryota; Metazoa; Chordata; Actinopteri; Osmeriformes; Osmeridae
Gene: supt3h
Product: SPT3 homolog, SAGA and STAGA complex component
Exons: 13
Coding region: 535-1326 (263 amino acids)
Biological process (GO): transcription by RNA polymerase II
Molecular function (GO): transcription coactivator activity; protein heterodimerization activity
Source: RefSeq, a predicted model, not a curated record
CACACUAGAUGGCGCUGUGCCCUAAUCACAACUAAAUUCACUCCCAAUGCAUCAUCGAGGUGCGACGCCAAACUUUAUACGGUAGUAGCUUCAAACCAUUUACUUUGAGAACCAAACGACACUCCAAGUUCACAGAACAGCGCUGCACGAAAUCAACUGUCAGGUGAAACAGCCCCGACAUACAGCUGUUCUGGCUGAAUGGGAGAUCCUGUUGUUGCAUAAAUCAGACCGGAGCCCCCAGACCUCAGCCUGACUUCAGGUGGCAGUGGUGAUGAGCAGUCCCAUGGCUAGCUCCUCCUCCAGCUACUCCAGGGACCGCCCCUCCAACCGUACCAGCUUCAUCCCUGAACUACAGAGCAUGAUGUACCUAUCUAUCUGUUUGCUCUCGGAGAUGCUCGCAGGCCACUACAUGAUACCGCUGCUCUGGUGGAGGAUAUAGUCCACACUCAACUCAUCAACUUGCUGCAGCAGGCGUGCGAGGGGGCCGUGCUGCGGGGUUCAAGGGUCAUCUCAGCGGAAGACAUCCUGUUCGUCAUGAGGAAAGACAAGAGGAAGCUGGCCAGACUCUUGCGGUACAUGCAGUUCCGGGACUAUAAGUCUAAAGUCCUGAAGAACAUCGAAGACGAGGAACCACUCGAGUCAGAUAGGUCCACCGUUGCCGGGGGUAACAAGCGCCAGCGUCUGAUGGUGGACUUCCUGUCCUGGGUGGACCAGACCGGGGAGUUCCUGUCCCUCACCAACACUCUGGACGAGAUCAAGCAGGAGCGACUGGAGAGGCUGGAGAGACACUCAAGGAACAUGGACCCUGCUCAGUACUCUGAGUUCUGUGAGAGUCGUCAGCUCAGCUUUGCUAAGAAGGCCUCAAAGUUCCGUGAUUGGCUGGACUGUAGCAGCUUGGAGGUGAAACCCAAUGCCGUCGCCAUGGAGAUCCUGUCCUACCUGGCCUAUGAGACGGUUGCUCAGAUUGUAGAUCUGUCUCUGCUUGUAAAACAAGACAUGAGUCCCAAGACCGGCCCUUUCAGCCAUGUCAUCGCUGCCAACUACAUCCACUACCACAGCAACACAGAGGUAAAAAAAGAUCCAGAUUCUCCGGAAAACACGCCCCCCUCCACCCCGAGCUCCUCCCACUCUUCAAAGUCCCUCCCCCAGGGUAACGGGGAGAGCAGCAGGAGUCGACAGAGGAAACGCAAGAAGAGCUCAACAGUGAGUGCGGAGCCCCUCAGUGGAGCAAUCCAGCCCUGCCACAUCCGGGAAGCCAUCAGACGCUACAAUUACACACACACGAGCUCCUACAGGCGCAGUGGGAUGGCCUUCCUGGCCUGCUGAGGGAUGGAGUCACAUGAUGGAGGGAGGAGAAAGGAUAGGCAGCCAGACCAGUUUUGUAUUUUUUUGUGUCUAGAAAUGUUGAUAUUUCACCUUAUACUUUGGAAUAAAAUGAUCAUUCAAUUCUU